AUGCAAUUUAUUGCAUGAGGCGAGAACAGCCGAAAUGGAGGAGAACCAAACAUCGGAAAGUGUCGCUGUGUUACCGGACAUGUCCGAACCGUUGACGAGCGAAACCGAGGAAGCGUCCGCUUUAACGACCGAGCAUGAGGCGCAUCCUGUAGCCGUUACAGCGAGCGUGACUUCUGUACCGGGUGUUACGGGUGUUCCUGGAGUUGGUGUACCGGUUUCUUUGCCUGUUGGUUCUAUCAUCGGUGUGGCAAACUCUACCAAUGGGACGACCUUCAACGUCAUCACUUCGGAGCAAUUACAAUUGCCUGGGUCUGGACAAUUCAAGCAAAUGCUAUGCGUUGACAAUGGCUUUAUUUGUGAAUCACGUCACGAUAAAGAUGCAGAUCCUUUGAGAUGGAAUGGAGAAUUAAAGGCAACUCAUAUAGUUAUUCAAAAUAGUACUGACGAAACAGAAUCUGACCAAAUACAUGUAUCUGCUGCUAACUCGCAACCAAUAUGCAGUUGGUCAGAAUCUGCCAAUUUAGCAGUUUUACCUGUAAGAUGCAAAAACACAAAUGCCGAAUUGCAUAAAAGUAGAUUUGGCUCUGGAGGAAGAGGACGGUGUAUCAAAUUAGGACCAGACUGGUACACUCCAAGUGAAUUCGAAGCAUAUUGUGGUAGAGCAUCAAGUAAAGAUUGGAAACGAAGCAUUCGAUUUGGUGGUAGAAGCUUGCAAACACUUAUAGAUGAACAAAUUUUAAAGCCACAUGCAACAUCAUGCACCUGUGCUGCUUGUUGUGAUGAUGACAGUGCAACAGGUCCUGUACGGCUAUUUACACCAUAUAAACGUCGAAGAAGAGCCAGGGAUAUCUCAGAUGGUGAAAUUCCAAUUCGAAAACACAAAACUGAGAAUUCGAGGGAUGGUAGUAAUAAUGACGAAAGUGACAGUGAAGUAGUUGUUCCUGAUAAAGAAGUUUGGCCACAAUUUGUAUCAGCAGAAGGUUUAGUUGUACAACAAUCUCAAGAUCAGGAUACUGUAGUACAAAAUGUACAUCCACCAGAAACUGUACAGACUGAAGAUCUUUUAAAAAAAUUAGAUGAAAUGUCGAGUAAAAUGUUAAAAUUAGCUUAUGAAUUUAAACGUACAUUAGAAGAUGUAAAAGAAUUUAAUAGGCAACAAAGAAGGGAGCAAACAUUAGUUGCACAGUUGGGUUCUAGAGGAGAUGUUAUUGAAUCUGUUGGGUUACAACCUGCAUCCGACGCUCACAAUAAAAAAUGUGCUAAUUGUAAUCGAGAGGCAUUUGCUGAGUGUUCUCUAUGCAGACGUACACCAUACUGUUCUACGUUUUGUCAACGUAAAGAUUGGGCUGGUCAUCAAGUAGAAUGUGUGCGAGGUGCAGCUGAAACAGUUAUGCUUAUAGUAGAAAGCAGUAGUGCAGAAACUAAUACUCUUGCAACUGCAGGGGACCAAUAGCUAGUGUUCCUUACACCCAUUCACCAAAGGAAUGUAGAGGGAGAACAAUCUACUUUAGAAACUUCAAAAUUAAAAAAAGAGAUGAAGACUUAAGAUAUGAAAAUUCCUGGCUAAUGGAAGUAUAUAAAAUUUUGUAAAUAUUAUAGUGGCUAUUUUUUACAUAAGUUAUAGUGUAAUUAUUUAAAGACUACCAGUGAAUGUGUAUAAAAGCAUAUUAUGUUGUUGAAAACCACAUUUAUGCAUAAACAUAACUGUAUAAAUAAUUUUAUAGUACAUGUUAUACCUACGAAGGAAAGAAAGUUCAUUGUAUAUAUGUUACUUACAAGGAGAGGCCGCAAUGGACAGAUCAUAGGUUUUGAUAUUCUUCUAUGUAGUAAAUUUACAGCAAAUAUAAAUAAGUUCUGCUAGAACUUUUGAUCCCAUUGAUCUUGUAAAGAAUGUUUUUUAUAUUUGAAAUUUAGAGCAAUUAAGCUUGUAAGAUAUAUUGAUGUGAGAUAUUAAUGAAAAAUUUGCUAUUGGCCAGUGCCAAUGAGAUUAAAAGCUCUGGCAGAACUUAUUUAUAUUCGUUACAAAUUUGCCAUAAAGAAAAUCAAAUUUCGUGACGAGUUAAUUGUGGUCUCUCUUUGCUAGAUAUAAAUAUCUUGACUCGUUCGUAAAAGUGUAUAUUUGGAUCGAAUGUUAAAAUGAAAAAUGACCAAAGGAGAGGUAAUCUUUAAGAAGCAAUAAGAUCAUUUAGAUAUUGGGUUAUUCAGAUAUUUUUUAUUGAUUUGUAAUAAAAAUUUAAUAGUAAUUUUUUAUUUUUGCUAAUAUUAACCUUUUCUCCACGGCAUGCUUGUAAUAAAAUGUGAUCCUAGUGAAUGGAAUGCAUUACUUAAAAAUCGAUACAAACAGCUAAAGCACAUUAUUGAAAACAAUGUUGUCAAACACCCAACUUGUAUUAUUUUACAAUUUUACAGAAACGUCAAUUAUUUAAGCAUGUGUGUUUUAUAAAUGCAUGUCAAUACUUCAAGAAAUAUAUCUACACACUAUAAUAAGUAUAAAAUUUUAUAUGAACAUUUGUCCGUUUUUGAAUUAAGCAUAAUUAAAAAAUGUUUGAAGUGUCUGCCUCUUACCCCAAUCGUUCUUAUAAAUGGAUGAAAACAUUCUAUAUUCUAGGAAAGUUUUAUUUUUAUAAUUGAUGUACUUUUUUUUGUUUCCAUAGACAAAGAUUUUAUGAUUUCCAGUUGGGUCUGUACUUAAUAAGUCUACCUUUGUUCGAACUUAGUAACAAAGAAGGUCUCAAGUAUUUUAGUUUGUUGAGUUUCCAAGAAUAGCAUAAGGGACAAUGUUUCUCGAAUAUCUUAUAAUAUUUUCAUAUGAUUAACGUGUAUCAGACAAUAUGUUCAUAUAUUUUUCCUUAUUUUGAUGUGUAAAAGUAUAAGUAUUAACACUAUGUAUACCUAUUUUUACCACGAGCGGUCGAAUGACCGUUUUAACAAAAAACAUAUCUUCAUAUAAAAAGAAACUUUAGCCAAUUGGAUAGUGAACAAUAUAUUCUCUUUUAUUU
Molecule: messenger RNA, 2999 nt
Organism: Polistes canadensis
Lineage: Eukaryota; Metazoa; Arthropoda; Insecta; Hymenoptera; Vespidae
Gene: Deaf1
Product: deformed epidermal autoregulatory factor 1
Exons: 4
Coding region: 35-1453 (472 amino acids)
Biological process (GO): positive regulation of transcription by RNA polymerase II
Molecular function (GO): DNA-binding transcription activator activity, RNA polymerase II-specific; RNA polymerase II cis-regulatory region sequence-specific DNA binding
Source: RefSeq, a predicted model, not a curated record